UCGAUCAGAAGCCCCGAGUGCUGAUGUGUUACAAGAAAGCUCACCGCAGGGAGACUUGUGAGUUUCUUCCUUGAUGCAGUAAUAAUACAAUAACGGAGAGAAGCGGCGGUGGGUCACAGGUCGAUGUCAAAGAAGACGCAGCGGAAGAGAUCGACAGCAGCGGGUCAGAGAGCGAAUGGCGCCCAAAGGUAAAGUUGGCACCAAGGGGAAGAAGCAGAUCCACGAGGAGAAUGCGGAGACUCAAAAGUUCUACACCAGAGUCAUCCUAGGAGCUAACGCAAUAUAUGUUGCCGUAAAUCUUUUGGUUUUCUACAGUUCGUCUACAUUUUCGACAUGGCUCCUGCUUGUGUUCGCACUAGCAGUGCAUGUCGGGAGCUACCGCUCCAUGUCGGCCAUGGCCAAGGCAGUGUUUGCUGAGGACGGAAGUCUCGUGGACGGAGGAAUAGACUUAAACAUGGAGCAGGGAAUGGCAGAGCACCUGAAGGACGUCAUCCUGCUCACAGCCAUAGUCCAAGUGCUCAGCACAAUCUCCUCUUAUUUCUGGUAUCUUUGGAUGCUGGCCCCGUUCCGAGCCCUCUACCUGCUGUGGGUGACCUUCCUGGGUCCCUGGUUUAUGGCAGAAAGCCCGUCGGCACCAGAGGAAGUGAAUGAGAAGAAGCAGAGGAGACAAGAGCGCAGACAGAUGAAGAGAUUCUGAUGCUGCAGGGGCAGACGGAGCAGUAUUUUUAUACACAGAAUCUAAUAUACAGAUAGCGAGGAACUCAUAAGUUAUUCAGGAAGAAACUUUGUUGUUAAGUUAAACUCAAUCCAAAUCUGAUACUGUGGAAUCUUCUUUUCCGUGUUUGUUUGUUUGUUUUUUCUGCUUUCUUCUGUAAUCCAAUGUUCUCCCUAAGCUAUUAAAUGAUGCGUUCUCUAUUUAGAUAAUGUUACGGUCCAAAUCUCAUUCAUCCUCAUGCAGAGAUUUAAGAGAUUUUUUUUUUUUGGCUUUUGCACAAUCCCGCCACACUUGAUUUCCAUCAAACGUUCCUUAACACCCCACACGACACAGUGCCGAGAACGAGUCGAGAAACCAGCUGAAGAUAUUCUGUCAGUGCACGUAUUGUCAGGGCAUGUCUUUUAUUUUCUCUUAAUUUUAUUUUCCCAAAAAUCCCUUUGAUGUAAAAUAAUUUAUGAUCCUUCGUCACAGAGCUGAUUGUGUUUGUGAGCUUCUAAGUCUUCUCAGAAUCAACUGGAUAGAAUUCAAGUUUUAAUAAAUAACUUUUUUUGCAAUAAAAUAAAUCCCUCCAGUGAGUGGAGUUGAUCAUCA
Anarrhichthys ocellatus (wolf-eel) is the source of this 1306-nucleotide messenger RNA. It is a transcript of the gene tmem208, whose product is annotated as transmembrane protein 208. The transcript has 6 exons. The record is from RefSeq and is a predicted model, not a curated record. Gene Ontology annotation, cellular component: intracellular membrane-bounded organelle. The coding region runs from base 176 to 697 and encodes 173 amino acids. Gene Ontology annotation, biological process: vacuolar protein processing. NCBI's taxonomy places the organism in Eukaryota, Metazoa, Chordata, Actinopteri, Perciformes, Anarhichadidae.